AUGACAGCAGUAGCAUCUAAUGCGGCGAGAUGUCGAGAUAGUGACUUCGUUUUCAUAAAUGUACACAAUAGGUCGAAUACUUCUUUUGUUUUUCGAUUCAUUCCAGACGGACCGUCAACCGUAAAUCUGACUCCACCAACUGUGACCUACACUCCCACAGAAGGACAGACUAUCCCAACCAUCACGUGUUCUGCUGACUGUAACCCGGCCUGUACCUACAGCUGGACAAAGGAUGGACAAUCCAUUACAACAGGGUCAAAUCUCCAAAUCACCAACAUACAGCAUGGUCAGGGGGGCGUGUACAGGUGUACGGCCAGUAAUGGGUACGGGAGUGACGUCGGCGUCAAUGUCAACGUCAUUGUAGAUUUGAACCCAGGAAUCCCAAACAGUCUGUUAAUUGGCUGUACUGAUGCCAGUUCUGCUGAGGUAUCGUGGAGCGACGGAGGGGACUCUCAGUAUUACCGUGUUAUGUUCAGCACAGACAGGUUUCUCAACUCACAAGAAGUUUAUCCAGUGAUGAUUACAAAACAAACAGACGGAAGUGACGUGUAUAGUCAAAAUAUAGACAAUCUGGAUGGAGGCCAUGUUUAUUUCUUUAAGGUUGUAGCGUACAAUAAGUACGGAAACACAACAUCGGCAGAUGCUGUCGGCUGUACUGUUCAUGAGCUGCUGACGAAACAGAAGUGA
Messenger RNA from Pecten maximus, 687 nucleotides. RefSeq names its product Down syndrome cell adhesion molecule-like protein 1 homolog. Lineage: Eukaryota; Metazoa; Mollusca; Bivalvia; Pectinida; Pectinidae. Gene Ontology annotation, molecular function: cell adhesion molecule binding. The transcript has 4 exons. The record is from RefSeq and is a predicted model, not a curated record. Bases 1 to 687 code for a protein of 228 amino acids. Gene Ontology annotation, biological process: cell-cell adhesion. Gene Ontology annotation, cellular component: cell-cell junction.